CUGGUUUUAAUAAUGAUCAACGACACUCUUGCGUUCGGGGGAUUGGACUCGAAUGUUUCCGAGCCGCUGUCUCCUCUCUCUCUCAGCCAAAACCACAGUGCGCUCCGGCUGGAGUCCAAGUCCCUGGUCACUUCCGCCACGAUGUUCGCCGUGGGAGUCCUGGGGAACCUCAUUGCCAUAGUUGUGUUGUGCAUCUCCAAAAAGGAGCAGAAGGAGACCACCUUCUACACUCUGGUCUGCGGGAUGGCCAUCACAGACCUGUUGGGCACAUGCUUCACCAGCCCGGUGGUGAUCGCCACGUAUGUAGCCAGCCGUUGGCCAGGAGGAGCGCUGCUCUGCCACUUCUUCUCCUUCUCCAUGCUCUUCUUCGGCUCGGCCGGGAUGUCCAUCCUGUGCGCCAUGGCUGUGGAGCGAUACCUGGCCAUAAACCGGGCGUAUUUCUACUCCCAGCAUAUAGACCGGACGAUGGCGCGUUUUGUGCUCCUGGUCACCUACCUCGCCAACAUUGUAUUGUGCAUUAUGCCCAGUUUUGGCUUCGGGCAGCACGUCAGGCACUUUCCCGGGACUUGGUGCUUUCUGGACUGGCGGGCGAUGGAUCCGCUCGGAGCCUGCUACUCCUUCCUGUAUGGCGGCGUGAUGCUGGUGCUGAUCGCAGUGACAGUUUUGUGUAACUUGGCGGUGUGCAGGUCGCUGGUGGGGAUGAACCAGAGGACCGGAAUAGUCAGGACGGAGCUGUGUGAGCAGGGAGGUUCACGCCGCCUCUUCCCCCGGCUGCCGUCGGUCACCUCGGCGGCGGAGAUCCAAAUGUUCUGGCUUCUGAUCUUCAUGACCAUCGUUUUCCUGGUCUGCUCCAUCCCCUUAGUGGUGAGAAUCUUCGUCAACCAGCUAUAUGACCCAGCCUAUAUUUCUGCCGGGGGGAAGCCUGACUACCGGAGCGACCUGGUGGCGAUCCGCUUCGCUUCCUUCAACCCCAUAUUAGACCCCUGGGUGUACAUUUUGUGUCGGAAAAGCCUGUUGUUAAAGGGCUGCGAGAGGCUAAAGAGGACAGUGGCACAGGUUGAGGACGGCCGUAGAGACAACAUUGGCUGGGUAGGAGGUCAACACUCCCCGCCGUCGUUGAACAGCAAUGACACCAGUUACGCGUCACUGCGCACGGCCAGCUACAGGAACGAUGCGGGACACCGGGCGUCGAUCGAAAAUCAGCUUUUUACAAACCUCGAAAUGAGACAAGCGUGGGAGUACGACACCGCCCGGGUCAGCUUUCACCCGUUCAGCGUCGAGCCGCGCGCGGUCCUCGGGUGUGAGGAGGAAGGAGCAGCUGAUCCCAAACGGGUGGUGGAGCCCACGUCUUCCCCAGGACUCAGUCCAACACCGCUGUUCUCUGCGCACGUUGGAAGGGUGGACAUUGUCACCUGCACGUUCAGCACACCGAGCUCCUGUCAGUCGCCGAAAUGCCUUUGA
Molecule: messenger RNA, 1461 nt
Organism: Xiphias gladius (swordfish)
Lineage: Eukaryota; Metazoa; Chordata; Actinopteri; Istiophoriformes; Xiphiidae
Gene: ptger4c
Product: prostaglandin E receptor 4 (subtype EP4) c
Exons: 2
Coding region: 13-1461 (482 amino acids)
Biological process (GO): inflammatory response; adenylate cyclase-activating G protein-coupled receptor signaling pathway; negative regulation of inflammatory response
Cellular component (GO): plasma membrane
Molecular function (GO): prostaglandin E receptor activity
Source: RefSeq, a predicted model, not a curated record